Synchiropus splendidus (mandarinfish) is the source of this 3200-nucleotide messenger RNA. Its product is annotated as nuclear factor of activated T-cells, cytoplasmic 3-like. The record is from RefSeq and is a predicted model, not a curated record. Gene Ontology annotation, cellular component: transcription regulator complex. Gene Ontology annotation, molecular function: DNA-binding transcription factor activity, RNA polymerase II-specific; transcription factor binding; RNA polymerase II cis-regulatory region sequence-specific DNA binding. Gene Ontology annotation, biological process: regulation of transcription by RNA polymerase II; calcineurin-NFAT signaling cascade; cytokine production. Bases 283 to 2910 code for a protein of 875 amino acids. The transcript is spliced from 10 exons. NCBI's taxonomy places the organism in Eukaryota, Metazoa, Chordata, Actinopteri, Syngnathiformes, Callionymidae.
UUACAGGGUUAAGUGAAGGCAGCAUCAGGGACGGAUCAACCUGGCGGAGUGAAACUCGCAGGAACACAAACUAGUUCAGCUAAUAAUGGCGCCGCUGUAACUACUCGCUGACGACACGGCUUCAGUGCUCGGAGUCCUAGACUGACAAAAGUUUUAGACGAUAAAGGAGAGGGCUGCGGUUAGUUUCCCUCCAGUUGCAUGGAAGUAAGUGAGAUAGGUCGGCGUUAGAGGCAGACGUGUCUGUGUUGGUGACAGCUUGGUGGUGACUGGCUCGCGGGUUCGAUGUCCAGUUUGGACUGUGCAGAUGAGCUGGACUUCAGGCUGCUGUUCGAAGACAAUGGCAGGUUCGUGGAAGGUUCAGAUCUCAACGUGGUAACUGCUUCCUCCAGUACCCAGACUCUGCAUCCUGUUAGUCAGGAGCCCCGCCCUCAGUGCCUUCCUGCUGACUACCAGCAUGUGGCCUACCAACAUGUGGGACCCCAGUUUGAGGCUCAGGGGAACACCAGAGCUUUCGACUGCCCCAGCAUCCAGAUAACCUCAAUCGCUCCAAACAACCAUGUGGAGCAAACCACUAACCAAGCAAAUGCUGCGGUGGGAGGGGCGGAGGGGGGUUACCCAGAACCGUCCUGGUCCAGAGACCAGCUUUAUCUUCCUCUUGACCCGUGCUACCGUGACCCCACAUUAUGCCCAAGCCCUUGCAGCAGCUUGUCUUCGAGGAGUUGGAUGUCUGAUGUGUCCUCUUGUGAGUCUUACUCGCAUGUGUACGAUGAUGUGGAUGGGGAUCUGUGCGAUCCCGCCCGUCUUGCUCUGGGCUCGCCACUCGGCUCACCAGGUUGUGGAGGCGGGGCUUUCGGUGUGGAGCUCUGGCAGCAGAAGUAUCAGAGUCCCUCAGCCUUCAGCCCUUCCCUCUCACCUCAUCAAUCACCUCGCCAGUCCCCCUGCCACUCCCCUCGAACCAGUGUCACAGAGGAGAGCUGGCUGCAUCGGCGCCCCACAUCCAGACCUUCAUCCAGACCUACAUCCCCCUGCGGAAAGAGACGACACUGCAGUGCGGAGCCCCGUGCACACUCCUCUUCCCCUCACCACUCUCCCACCCGCACGCCAGGCGCUUCCCCAAUGGGCAGUGUCACUGAGGACACAUGGUUAGGAAGCCCGGCUGGCAGUGCGGGCCUUCAACUCUUGUCUGGCUACCAGGAGCUCAACGUUCCGUCAAAGACCAGGAGGACUUCUGGGACUCAGCUUAGUUUUCAGGGAGACACAGUCCUGGAGGAGCUCAGGGGUGGAGUGGCUUUCCAGGAGUCUCCCACGGAGGAGUCUCGGGAGCAGGAGGGGCUGGCGGAACUCUUCCUUCAAGUACCGUCCCACUUCAGCUGGACAAAACCAAAGCCUGGAAACCCACCCCUGUACAGGCCCUCGUCGCCGCCUUCACUGGACACGCCGCUGCCCAGCCAGUUUGACCAGUACGAGCUGAAGCUGGAGGUCCAGCCCAGGUCCUACCACCGGGCUCACUACGAGACGGAGGGAAGUCGGGGUUCCAUUAAAGCAACGACAGGGGGUCACCCUGUGGUUAAGUUGAGCGGAUUUAGCCAGCAGCCCGUCGCCAUGCUCUUGUUCAUCGGCACCGCCGACGAUCGGUACCUUCGGCCUCAUUCCUUCUACCAGGUCCAUCGUGUCACUGGAAAGACCGUGACCACAAACUGCCACGAGAAAAUGUUGGAGGGCACCAAAGUUCUGGAAAUCACUCUGCUCCCAGAAGACGACAUGUCUGUCAGCAUCGACUGCGCUGGCAUCCUGAAGCUGCGCAACGCCGACAUCGAGCUAAAGAGAGGAGAGACGGAUAUUGGGCGAAAGAACACGAGGGUGCGAGUGGUGUUCAGGGUGGCCAUCCCACAGCCUGAGGGUCCGAUUCUGUGGCUGCAGACAUCGACGAUUCCAGUGGAGUGCUCCCAGCGCUCCGGCCAGGAGCUUCCUCAUGUGGAGAGCUUCCGUCCGGGGAGCUGCUCAGUAGAAGGAGGGGAGGAGCUUCUGAUCACCGGCUCCAACAUAUCUUCUCAGUCCAGAGUGGUCUUCCUGGAGAGAGGGCCGGAUGGAAGAGUUCUGUGGGAGGUGGAGGCCAACGUUCUACCUGAAAAGAGCAGCACAUCUGGCCUCGUGGUUCUGAUCCCGCCCUACAACCUGAAGACAGUGGGUCCCGUCCAGGUCCAGUUCCACGUCUCUAAUGGGAAGAGGAAAAGAAGUCCAGCUCAGAGCUUCACCUUCGUGCCGAGAGACCACCGUCUUUAUCCUGCAGUCAAACAAGAGCUCCUGGAGCUGGACCACGCAUCCCAUGAUCCUCCAGUUCUUCUUCCAUCUUUACCUUCAGAUUUGUAUUACGGAACUCAAAACACUCCUCGUCUCUGCCACCCACAACCGCUCCAGCAAACCCUCACAUUUCCUCCAUUGGACUCUCUUCCCCCUCAGCCUUCAUUGCUACCUGUCUACACCCUCCCCAUGACUCGCCGGGUCACCCCCGCCCCCCCUCCGCCGGUUCCCCCCGCCCUGCAUCACUCUUCAUCCUUCCCGCCUCUCUCCGCCUCCCUUGUUCCCCGCUCUUCCCCCAACAAUCCUCACCUCUCCUCCGCUCCGCUUCACCCUUCCACUGGAGGAUCAAGCAGAAACCAGCCUCCUUCCCUGAAGGAGCAUCCGUCCUCAAGGCCGGAGGAGAUGCUGAACAUCAAGCAGGAGCCAGGAGAGCAGCCUGGCGUGACGUCGCUGGGCCUCCAGGAGAUCACACUGGAUGAUGUGAACGAGAUCAUCGACAGAGACAUACGGAUCCAGUUUCAUCGAUUUGCCGGCGACGCAGCGGUGACGUUCUGCGGCGCAGAGACAACUGCGUCCCACACUGGUCACUAUCAGAGUGCAGGGAACUGACCGUCGAGUGCCUGGAGUGAAUAUCUCUCCCCCCCUAUCACCACCACCCUCCACUUCUGAAAUUCCUCAGGAUUAAAUAACGAAGCCAAGGAUUCUCCCGACUGAAGCGGAUGGAGGCGACACAAGGGCUGAAGUUUAUUUAUUGGCCGGUUCAUGUAGAGAUCUAUUUUUGAUACUCUCUCUGGAUGUUUCUCUUGAAAACACCUGAUGUAGUUUUCAUGUUUGACUGUUCUCCGUUUACAUCUAUUGGUUCAUGUUUGAGGCUUAAAAAUAUAUACAAUUUAUUCUUG